GCAGCAUUAAAGCCCCUCAAACAGUGGCUCUGAACUGGAAACAGUAAAAGAGAGAUCUAAUUAAGAUGAAGAGAGUGGGCCGCUCUGCGAAUUUGUCGCUUUCAAGCAGGCCAGACUUUAAAAUCCUGCCACUGAAACGAGAUAAAAACCCAGCAGGGAUGUCUGUUUCUGUACAUUUGAAUGAAAGUUAACUGUAAAAAGAAAGGGCAGCAGCCUUCUGCAUUGUAGCUCUGUCCGGACGACUGAAACUUCUGGACUGGGAGGAGAGCUUCAGUUGGAUCUACUAAUCUUAUUUGAAACUUGAUGGGAUAUGAGGCAACAUAGAGACAAAGAGUAAAAAAUGAGGUUACCUGGCGAACAAAAAAUUAUUGAUCAAAAAGCACCCUGGAAUACUACUCGAACAAUGACAUCUUCCUUCAUGAUCAAAUGAGAAGCAUGAAAUGACUGUGGGACCCUAUAAGGAUUGGCCAUGGCUGCCCAUCGAAUCAUCAGUAUGACCAGCAACAAUCACUUCCUCCCUCGUUGCAAGUCUGAGGGAAUGCUUGUGGAUCUCAGCGAGGGGAGGCCAGCCAGCCUUCCUCAAGUCAGAGUGCCUUCUCCGAGUGCCAUAAAGCUGGAUACAUUGGCCUCCUAUGGGGCAGCACAGGAAGUCGUCGCAAUCAAGGAUUAUUUCCCUAGAAGUUUAACUACUCUGAAAAUUAACAAAGGUGAUCGACUUUUUGUUCUGGACACAUCAGACUGCGAGUGGUGGUACGUGCACAAUAACAGAGAGAUGGGAUACAUCCCUGCAUCUUGUGUCCAAUUACUUAAGUUCAGGAAUUGUUCGCUCAGUGACAGUGGAAUGAUUGACAGUCCCGGAGAUGAAGAAGAAGGCCUGAAGGAGUUUGAAGGGUUAAGCGAGUGGACAGGUGUGACUUUAAAAUCUUUCCCUACAAACUACAACUACCUCUUUUCUGAUAGUCCUUUAAUUCAUCCAUUGGAUCAGCAUUGCAAAGGACCAAUUUUACCAAAUUCAUCUGAUAUGAUUCUUUGUGACUCAUUUGAAUAUCAAAGCAACAACAACUUUGACGCUACGACUAUCAAGUUUAAUGGCCAAAGCAGUUUUCCCAACAAAGAAGCAGUGCAGCAUCUCCACAAGGAAAACCCUCUCUUAAGCAGUAAACGUUCCCAGAGUCUUUCCCAACUAGCUGUUCUAAAAGCACAAUCAAAUCCAAACAUCCCAUCAUCUAGUUUCUUUACAGGCCUGAAGGCACCUUCACCUGAACAGUUUCAGAGCCGUGAGGACUUCAGAACAGCGUGGCUGAACCACCGAAAGUUGGCCAGGUCGUGCCAUGACAUAGAAUCAUUGGGCCAAAGUCCCGGGUGGGGUCAGACUCAACCAAUGGAGACCAGCAUUUUAUGUCGAUUAGAUAGCAAUGGAGGUGUGAUCCAGCUCCCAGACACCAACAUCACCAUGCACAUUCCUGAAGGUCACAUUUGCCAAGGCGACCACCAGCAGAUCUCCAUGAGAGCCUUACUGGAUCUUCCUCUAGAGCUCAACAAUGAUCGUUGCUCCACUGUCAGCCCUGUGGUGGAGAUCAAGCUCAGUAAUAUGGAGACUAAGUCUUUCGUCACUUUGGAGAUUAAAGUAUCAGUCAUGAUCAAGAAGGAGUGUGGUAAUUCUGCUGAGGUGCUCUGUGUUCGGAGCAAUUGCAAAGAUGGGCCUUAUACGCCAGUUCCUGGCUGCUACAUUUAUAACGACAUGGUCCAAGUGCGUCUGGACAGUCUUGAGCCGUGCAUGUACGUAGCAGUUGUGGUUCAGUCACUGUAUAUCAGUCACAGUGUGACUGUGUGGGAUCACACACAUAGGAAGAUAACACUUGGUGUUUAUGGACCAAAGCACAUCCACCCUUCCUUUAAGACAGUCGUGGCCACGUUUGGGCAUGACUAUGCGCCCAAGACCUUGCUGGUGAGCGAGGUGGGUCACUCAUCUUACUCCACCCCACCAGUUACCCUCCAGUUGUGGGGAAAACAAAACUUUAUCUUGGAGUUGCCCCAGGACCUUCAUGUGGAGCUGUACCCCAAUGUAUCCAACUAUCAGGUAGAAGCCAGCGAAGGUGCUGGUAUGAUCCAGGGAUUCCAACUUAGAUUGGGCAAGGUCAGCCGACUCAUCUAUAUGAUGUCAUCGCUUGACCCUAAUAACAUCUCAGAUUUCACUCUCAGGGUGCAAGUCAAGGACACACUGAAUUGCAUCCUCACCCAAUUCUGCGUGCAAUCACCACAACCACUGCCAAAGUCUGGAGUGAGGAUGACCGGCCAGAGGAGAUUCUUGAAGAAAAGAGAGGUGGACAUGAUCACCCUGUCGCCAUUGGCUGUUACCUCUAAAUACCCGAAAUUUCAGGACCGCUGUAUUACCAGCCUGAAAUUUGGCAAGCUGAUAAAAACUGUAAUCCGGCAGCACAAGAGCAAUUACCUGUUGGAGUACAAGAAGGGGGAUGUAAUUGCUUUGCUCACUGAGGAGAAAAUUAAGCUAAGAGGGCAGUUGCGCACAAAAGAGUGGUACAUCGGAUACUAUCAGGGGAAAAUGGGGCUGGUCCACACCAAGAAUGUUUUGGUUUUGGGGAAGGUCAAACCCAUUUAUUGGUGUGGGCCAGACCUGACGACGAUGACGCUGCUGGAGCAAAUCCUUAAGCCGUGCAAAUUUCUUACAUAUGUUUAUGCCACUGUUAGAACAGUUCUGAUGGAGAAUGUGGGAAACUGGAGAGCAUUUGCUGAUGCGCUGGGCUAUGGGAACUUGUCACUCAACUACUUCUGUCGAACUGAGCUUGACAAUGAGCCUGAAAAGGUUGCAUGUGUUCUGGAAAAACUCAAAGAAGAGUGUACUUGUAUGGAGAAUAAGGAGAGAAAGUCGUUCCAGAGGGAGCUCAUGAUGGCCUUGCUCAAGAUGGACUGCCAGGGUCUGGUUGCCAGAUUGGUUCUGGACUUUGUCCUUCUGACUACGGCAGUGGAGGUGGCAUCCCGCUGGAGGGAACUUGCAGAAAAACUGGCCACGGUAUCCAGACAGCAGAUGGAGGCUUACGAGGCACCGCAUCGUGAUAAAAGUGGCGUGCUGGACAAUGAGUCGAUGUGGAAACCAGCAUACGACUUCCUGUUGACUUGGGCAGCGCACGUAGGGGACAGCUACCGCGAUGUCAUCCAGGAGCUCCACAUGGGCCUGGACAAAAUGAGGAAUCCCAUCACUAAGAGGUGGAAGCACCUGACUGGUACACUCAUCCUUGUCAACUGCCUCGACAUCCUGCGGAGUGCUGCCUUCUGUCCUACUGGCUACGGCGAUUUUGCCAUAUGAGUUGCAAUUAUUUUUACAAGUGACCAGUUCCUUUUAAAAAAUGUCUCUCCCUUACUCAUGAUCUCUUCCACCAGUACAGUAUUUGUUUUUUGUUUAGUAUUAACACUUUACUGUAUGCCAGGGGUGCCCAAACUAUUUCACUUAGGGACGCAGUGGGUGCUGGAUUUCUUUCCAACAAAACAGGACGACACCUUUGCAUGAAUCUGGUGUCUUACAAGUAUAAUCAGUUGAUUGUAGGCAGGUGGUACUUGUUUUAGCAGAAACCUCAUUGGUUAAAUGGUCUGCAUGUGCUCGAUCGGUAGAAACAGAAACUACGACCAACAGAGGUCCUUGAGGACAGGUUUGGACACCCCUGCUUUAUGCCCAAAUUGUUCUAACUUUUCCUCUGAGGGCAAGGAUACACUGUAACUCUGAAAUGUUGUACUUUAAUUUAUCUAACAUCUUAAAGCCAAUCCAUGAAGCAAAUAUUCAAUGAGCCCUAAAACAGGCCUUAAUACCAUAGGCAUAAACCACACAGUUGGAGAAGCAGAUAAUACAAGAAUGACUUUGAGGAAAAAACAAACAAACAAACAAACAAACAAACAAACAAACAAACAAACAAA
This is a messenger RNA of Corythoichthys intestinalis (scribbled pipefish), 3927 nucleotides long. RefSeq names its product SH3 domain-binding protein 4-A-like. The transcript is spliced from 6 exons. Gene Ontology annotation, cellular component: cytoplasm. Gene Ontology annotation, molecular function: protein binding. Lineage: Eukaryota; Metazoa; Chordata; Actinopteri; Syngnathiformes; Syngnathidae. Bases 470 to 3325 code for a protein of 951 amino acids. The record is from RefSeq and is a predicted model, not a curated record.